Leptopilina heterotoma is the source of this 1044-nucleotide messenger RNA. RefSeq names its product neural/ectodermal development factor IMP-L2 (gene ImpL2). Gene Ontology annotation, molecular function: cell-cell adhesion mediator activity. Gene Ontology annotation, cellular component: axon; plasma membrane. Bases 162 to 995 code for a protein of 277 amino acids. The record is from RefSeq and is a predicted model, not a curated record. Lineage: Eukaryota; Metazoa; Arthropoda; Insecta; Hymenoptera; Figitidae. Gene Ontology annotation, biological process: axon guidance; homophilic cell-cell adhesion; dendrite self-avoidance. The transcript has 7 exons.
AUAUUUUAAGUGUAUAUAAUAUAAAAAAAUUUUAAAUUUACAUUUUUUAAAUUGAAAAAAUUUGCCAUUAUUUCAUUUGUAGACUUCUACCACGUCUCACAAUAUUAUUACAAAGCUGUGACAAACGUUGACUAAUUUUUCGGUUUGUUCUUGCGUAUUAAAUGCACACAUUAUACACUACGACUAUGAGUCUACAAAUUUUCUGUCUAAGUGUAGUAAUAACGACAAUAGUAGCUACACAAGGGUAUGGAUUCAUUUUGGAAGCAUUAGAUGAAAAUGUCAAUACGAUAUCAAGGCCGAACAAUGUAAAAAAACCACAUCGUUCAUAUGUUAAUCCUUCGAAUCCACUUUCAAUGAAAAAUGCAUGGGUAUUAGUACAAUUAGAGCAAAAUAAUUCUAAACCUGUUCGAGUUGGCGAUCGUGUGGAAUUUAAUUGCGAAAUAACGGGCAGUCCAACUCCCAGCUUACAUUGGAUCAGAGGAAUUAAAACCGAAACAAAGAUUAAAGAAAUUUUAAAGAAAGGUAUUGCUGAUGUACCUUGGGAAGGAAUAACUCGAGUAGCUGGCAAAUUAGUUAUAGAUUGCGUGACACCUGAAGACGAAGGUUUAAUUUACUGCGCUGGUGUUGCUGGUAGAGAAAUUCAAUUAGCCAGCACUUUUCUAAGAGUUGACCAAAGUUUGAAGAGAACUUGUCAGGAAUCCAAUAAACCAGUGAUUAAUCUUAACGCUAAAUCAAUUCUUUCUAAUAUUGGCUCGACAAUCAUUAUUCCAUGCAGAACAAGUGGCAAUCCUCGACCGGAAAUAUACUGGCUUGAUAAUUUUGAGAAGCGUAUUAAUUUUGAUAAUUCCCGCUACAGUAUUUUAGAAAACGGCGAUCUGCUGGUUGAAGAUAUAAAGUGGGAAGAUAUGGGAAGAUACGUGUGUGUUGCAAAAUCAGGGGAUGUUGAGGUUUCAGCGGACACAUUCUUAUACCCUUUGAAGCCUGAGUUAGAUUAAAAUCUGUUAAUUUCGGAAUGAGGCUUAUACUAUGGACAUGAAAUGAAUU